AUGAAAAGAUACAUCUACUGGAUUAUUACCUUCUUUAUUUCUACCACGUCAGCUGGGUUUAAAGAGUUACCUAGUUCUAGUGGUAUUUUCCCUUCGCAAGCUUUUGAUGCUUUAAACUGGCAGAGCGAGUAUCUAUCUCAAGAGGCAUCAACUAUGAUCGUCCCGGACACCACCUACUGGGAGAACAGUCUUGGUGCAAUAAUAAGUGGAGCUGAAAAAUACUUUCUUUAUUUGUAUAAUCAGGAUCCAAAUAUUGACAUUGCAAAGGACGUUUUCCAGCAUUGCGGACAUUUGGAGUCAUUGAGCAAUCAAAUGACACAUGGUUUAGAUGGAGCCGAAUGGGAGCCUGUGAGACAGCAAGUUAAGCAGCUGUUUGAAAAGUUGUCGCAAAAAGUCCGCCUUGAUUUUAAGCAGCUGGCAGCCGAGGAUCCCAAGUUCCAAGCCAGGAAGCUUGUCAAAAGAUUAUCUCAACUGACCAAAACAGUAGAGGAAAUACGUAAUCUCAUUGACGCUAAGUUUGAGCCUCUUGAGGAAAACUUCCUGCCGGAGCUAUCAAAAAUCGGGCAUCACAUAGAUGACAUUACGAUCGGAAGAUUGAUUGGAGAAGGAAUAGCUAAAAAGAUCGAACAAACGGUGGUCGGCGGUGAUAUUUACGCGGCAGUCGGUCAAGUUGCUGAUAUAUUCGCAGACUUUGGUACGCUCUUAACUGCAUAUGCUACUGGAAUAGCAAUAUGUGCAUCUGGAGCGGCUGUACUUCUCUGUGGAGUAUCUGUCUUAGCCUGCGUAGGAGGCACAGUAGUAUAUGUUUUUCGUGUCGUCGAGCGAUUGCAAAAAGUAUAUGAGGCAUUUUGA
Molecule: messenger RNA, 852 nt
Organism: Lachancea dasiensis
Lineage: Eukaryota; Fungi; Ascomycota; Saccharomycetes; Saccharomycetales; Saccharomycetaceae
Source: the annotation of a GenBank genome assembly